Messenger RNA from Ipomoea nil (Japanese morning glory), 838 nucleotides. RefSeq names its product zinc finger BED domain-containing protein RICESLEEPER 2-like. Gene Ontology annotation, molecular function: protein dimerization activity. The transcript has 3 exons. Bases 467 to 838 code for a protein of 123 amino acids. Lineage: Eukaryota; Viridiplantae; Streptophyta; Magnoliopsida; Solanales; Convolvulaceae. The record is from RefSeq and is a predicted model, not a curated record.
UGAUUAUGUGAUUAAUCUGAUUUCUGAUUAUGUUUUCCUGUUUGGUAUUUCAUUGUUUUCUUAGGCAAUGGCAUCCCAAAUGAAAACUAAACUUGAAAAAUAUUGGAGAUCCUGAAAAAAUGAAUUUCUUGAUAUUCUUUUCAAAUAUCUUGGACCCAAGAGAUAAAUUCGAAUAUAUGUCAUACUAGUUUGUCCAACUAUAUGGAGAACUGAAGGGGGAGCAGUGUUUAGGAAAGGUCCAAGCUGCCAUGGUAGAAUUGUAUGGUGACUAUGCAGCCACCUACUCCGUCAAUGUGCAACAAUCUGAAUCAUCUUCUGGUAACCAAUGAGAUGUGCAACUUGUCUAGUCUCAUACCACAAUUGGUAGACCUUAGUCUACGUUAAAAAGCCAACUCAAAAGACAAAGAAUGGAGGCUGGUGGAAGCACUAGAGAAAUAGAGCUUCAAGUGUAUUUAAGUGAAAAAUUAUGGAGGAAAGUCCUGACUUUGAUAUUCUUAGGUGGUGGAAGCUAAAUAGUGAGAGAUUUCCUACUCUCUCUAAAAUGGCAAGGGAUGUGCUAGCAGUUCCAAUAUCCACUGUUGUCUCAGAAAGUGCAUUUAGUACUAGUGGAAGGGUAUUAGAUGCAUUUAGGAGUUUCUUAACUCCUAAAAUUGUGGAAGCUCUAGUAUGUGAACAAGACUGGUUGAGGUUACCAAAUCAACCAGUACAUAUCGAUGAAAAUAUUGAUGAUGUUGAAAGGCUUGAACAAGAGUUGGACACUGGAAGCACAGGACCUGGGACUGCUGUUUUUUUCCUUCCUACCAUUCCUUCUUUCAUUCCAGUUUUCUGUGAAAUGUGA